AUGAAAUCCGAGAGCCUGCGUGUGUUUACAUUCCCCACUAUCCGCUCCUCCAUCUCCCUCAGACACUGCCUGAUGCAGUCCAUCAAGCACAUCCAGAUGUUGAGAGAACAGCUGCUGGCUGCAGGGAAGAAGAUCAGUUACCAGAGCCGAGUGAAGGACGAGCCCGCCUACUACUGCAACGACUGUGACCUGGAGGUGUACGACCUGCUGCUGGUGACCAGUGAGAACAGCACUAAGAAGAGCUACGUGGUGCACUGUGAGGACUGUGCCCGAGCCAAGAGCCCGUCGCUGGGGGGGGUCGUGGUGCUGGAGCAGUAUCGAAUAGAGGAGCUGACGAAAAUCUAUGACGCCUUCACACUGGCUCCAUCACCUGUUUCCAAGUGAGGACUCCUCCCUAACGUCUUUCAGCCAUAAA
This is a messenger RNA of Notothenia coriiceps (black rockcod), 415 nucleotides long. Its product is annotated as lysine-specific demethylase 6B-like. Gene Ontology annotation, molecular function: chromatin DNA binding; RNA polymerase II cis-regulatory region sequence-specific DNA binding; histone H3K27me2/H3K27me3 demethylase activity. The transcript is spliced from 3 exons. Lineage: Eukaryota; Metazoa; Chordata; Actinopteri; Perciformes; Nototheniidae. Bases 1 to 384 code for a protein of 127 amino acids. Gene Ontology annotation, cellular component: MLL3/4 complex. Gene Ontology annotation, biological process: heart development; regulation of gene expression. The record is from RefSeq and is a predicted model, not a curated record.